This is a messenger RNA of Neopsephotus bourkii (Bourke's parrot), 6225 nucleotides long. It is a transcript of the gene GRIK2, whose product is annotated as glutamate ionotropic receptor kainate type subunit 2. Bases 435 to 3161 code for a protein of 908 amino acids. Gene Ontology annotation, molecular function: transmitter-gated monoatomic ion channel activity involved in regulation of postsynaptic membrane potential; kainate selective glutamate receptor activity. The record is from RefSeq and is a predicted model, not a curated record. The transcript is spliced from 17 exons. NCBI's taxonomy places the organism in Eukaryota, Metazoa, Chordata, Aves, Psittaciformes, Psittacidae. Gene Ontology annotation, cellular component: plasma membrane; presynaptic membrane; kainate selective glutamate receptor complex. Gene Ontology annotation, biological process: monoatomic ion transport; synaptic transmission, glutamatergic; modulation of chemical synaptic transmission.
AUCGCUCGGCCGCCGCUUGCUGCCGCCGUCAGUGGUGCCCGGACGCCAGCUGCACCGCAACCCGAGCCGUUCCUUGGCGUCCUGCCACCGCCCUUCCUUCCCCCGUCUUCCUCUCCCUCCCCGCUUUUCCGCCCGCAGCUCAAGGUUUACUCAGCUGGACAUUGUGUGUGUUUGGAUUUCUCAAGGAUUCUCCCCCGACUAACAUGGAUGUCCCACCAUUCCUUACAGUUGAAGGUUGCUCCUUGGCGCAGUGAAUGAAGAGCAUGAAGGGAUUGCUAAUGGGUUUGGGAAGCGUAGACUCUCUCCUGUCUCUGUGACCAUGCCGUGAUUGUGUCUGAGGGCCAUCAGUUUACGUAUCCUCAUUCUCACCCUAACGGGAAACCUGGCGGCUUAGAAGGGGGAAGUAAGGCAGCGCGUGUGUGCAUAGAAACAUCAUGAAGAUUAUUUCCCCUAUUUUAUGUAAUUCAGUCUUCAGAUGCACCAUUAGGCUCCUUUUUUGCUUACUGUGGAUUGGAUAUUCUCAAGGAACCACACAUGUAUUAAGAUUUGGAGGCAUUUUUGAGUGUGUGGAAUCUGGCCCAAUGGGAGCAGAAGAAUUAGCCUUCAGAUUUGCUGUGAACACAAUCAACAGAAAUAGAACUCUUCUGCCAAACACCACAUUAACAUAUGACACCCAAAAGAUAAAUCUCUAUGACAGUUUUGAAGCAUCCAAAAAAGCCUGCGAUCAGCUGUCCCUUGGGGUGGCUGCCAUCUUCGGACCAUCCCAUAGCUCUUCAGCUAAUGCUGUGCAGUCCAUCUGCAACGCUUUGGGUGUUCCACAUAUCCAAACCCGCUGGAAACAUCAGGUGUCAGACAACAAGGACUCCUUCUAUGUCAGCCUCUAUCCAGAUUUCUCUUCACUCAGCCGUGCCAUACUUGACCUUGUGCAGUUCUUCAAGUGGAAAACAGUAACUGUUGUUUAUGAUGACAGCACUGGCCUUAUUCGAUUACAAGAGCUCAUCAAGGCUCCAUCACGAUACAACCUGAGACUAAAAAUCCGUCAGUUACCAGCUGACACAAAAGAUGCAAAGCCAUUGCUAAAGGAGAUGAAAAGAGGCAGGGAAUUCCAUGUAAUAUUUGACUGCAGCCAUGAAAUGGCAGCAGGCAUCUUGAAACAGGCUUUAGCUAUGGGAAUGAUGACAGAAUAUUAUCACUAUAUCUUUACAACACUGGACCUGUUUGCCUUGGAUGUGGAACCCUAUCGGUAUAGUGGUGUUAAUAUGACUGGAUUCAGAAUUCUAAACACGGAAAAUACCCAGGUGUCAUCUAUCAUUGAAAAGUGGUCUAUGGAGCGCUUGCAAGCACCUCCUAAGCCUGAUUCAGGUCUGCUGGAUGGAUUUAUGACGACAGAUGCAGCACUAAUGUAUGAUGCAGUUCAUGUGGUGUCAGUGGCUGUCCAGCAGUUCCCACAAAUGACUGUCAGUUCACUACAGUGCAAUCGCCACAAACCAUGGCGCUUUGGGACCCGCUUUAUGAGUCUUAUUAAGGAGGCCCACUGGGAAGGCCUCACAGGCAGGAUAACUUUCAACAAAACCAAUGGCUUAAGGACAGAUUUUGAUUUAGAUGUUAUCAGCCUCAAGGAAGAAGGACUUGAAAAGGUAGGAACAUGGGAUCCAUUGAGUGGCCUUAACAUGACAGAGAAUCAGAAAGGAAAACCAGCAAACAUCACAGAUUCCCUGUCCAAUCGCUCUUUAAUUGUUACCACCAUCUUGGAAGAGCCAUAUGUUAUGUUCAAAAAGUCUGACAAACCCUUGUAUGGAAAUGAUCGGUUUGAAGGUUAUUGCAUUGACCUCCUCAGGGAGCUAUCUACUAUCCUUGGAUUUUCCUAUGAGAUUAGACUUGUGGAGGAUGGAAAAUACGGAGCCCAGGAAGAUGCCAGUGGACAGUGGAACGGAAUGGUUCGUGAACUAAUUGAUCAUAAAGCUGACCUUGCAGUUGCACCAUUGGCAAUUACCUAUGUUCGAGAGAAGGUCAUCGACUUUUCCAAGCCCUUUAUGACUCUUGGAAUAAGUAUUUUGUACCGCAAGCCCAAUGGUACAAACCCCGGCGUCUUCUCCUUCCUGAAUCCUCUCUCCCCUGAUAUCUGGAUGUAUAUUCUGCUGGCUUACUUGGGUGUCAGUUGUGUGCUCUUUGUCAUAGCCAGGUUUAGUCCCUAUGAGUGGUAUAAUCCACACCCUUGCAACCCCGACUCAGACGUGGUGGAAAACAAUUUUACCUUGCUAAAUAGUUUCUGGUUUGGAGUUGGAGCUCUCAUGCAGCAAGGUUCUGAGCUCAUGCCCAAAGCCCUCUCCACCAGGAUAGUGGGAGGCAUUUGGUGGUUUUUCACACUUAUCAUCAUUUCUUCGUAUACUGCUAACCUAGCCGCCUUUCUGACAGUGGAACGUAUGGAAUCCCCUAUUGAUUCUGCUGAUGAUUUGGCCAAGCAAACAAAGAUAGAGUAUGGGACAGUUGAAGAUGGAGCAACCAUGACUUUUUUCAAGAAAUCCAAAAUCUCCACUUACGACAAGAUGUGGGCCUUCAUGAGUAGCAGGAGGCAGUCAGUACUUGUCAAAAGUAAUGAAGAAGGCAUCCAGCGUGUGCUUACCUCUGAUUAUGCAUUCUUAAUGGAGUCGACAACGAUUGAGUUUGUCACACAGCGGAACUGUAACCUAACACAGAUUGGAGGCCUGAUAGACUCAAAAGGUUAUGGCGUUGGAACUCCCAUGGGUUCCCCAUACAGAGACAAGAUCACUAUAGCAAUUCUUCAGCUGCAAGAGGAGGGCAAGCUCCACAUGAUGAAAGAGAAAUGGUGGAGAGGCAAUGGCUGCCCAGAAGAGGAAAGUAAAGAGGCCAGUGCUUUGGGAGUUCAAAAUAUUGGAGGAAUCUUCAUUGUGCUGGCAGCAGGAUUGGUGCUGUCUGUCUUUGUGGCAGUAGGGGAGUUUUUGUAUAAAUCAAAAAAAAAUGCCCAGUUGGAAAAGAGGUCCUUCUGUAGUGCCAUGAUAGAGGAGCUAAGAAUGUCUCUGAAGUGUCAACGUCGAUUAAAACACAAGCCACAGGCCCCAGUUAUUGUGAAAACAGAAGAAGUUAUCAACAUGCACACGUUUAAUGACAGAAGAUUGCCGGGUAAAGAAACCAUGGCAUAGAGCUGGGAAGCCAAAUACCCCAAGCACAAACUGUCAUCUUUUUUCGAAACAACCUUGCAAGAAUGUUUCCUGUGGAAAUAUGCAACCUGUGCAAAAUAAAUGAGUUACCUCAUGCCGCUGUGUCUAUGAACUAGAGACUCUGUGAUUUCAGCAGUUGCAAUGGCCAGACUCGAAUCACAAACAUCAUGGAUCAAUCAAGUUAUGCGGGGUUACACUGUUAGUCAUGGGUUUCCACCAUUCUGAAUGAAUGAAUGUUCCACAUGAGUUUUGUGGCUGGUUUCAAAUUCAGUCUCAGUGAGAAAUUACAGGUUUCUUUUGAAGUUCAACGGUUGCCAGGAGAUGGAAAAUAAAUGUCCAAGAUGAUACUAACCGUGGAAGGAGUCUAGUAAGCAUAAUAUCUCAGAACUGUAAUGGAACAAGAAACCAUAUGCUCUUCUGAACUUCCAAACAUAGAAGAGUUGGUAACUGCUGGUAGACUGAAACUACCAUCUGGACAGGCAAUAUAAGCUUCCUGGAUGGGAGAAAUGUUAAAGUGAAGAAACAUGAAUCCCAUGAUUAGAAGGAUAAAUAUGAGGAUGCUCACUUACUUUUUGGACUGUCUGUGUCACUGAAUUAAGUAAAUAAAUAAUAAUUAAAAAAAUAAAUCAGUAACUUAAAUUUACCUGGGCUGGAACUUUAAUCUAAAAAAAAAAAAAACAAAACCCAAAACAAAACAACAAAAAAACCAACUCACCAAAAUAAAAAAAAAAACAACAAAUGAACAAAAAAGUCCAUAAUUUUGACCCAAGUUUUAGAUGAAUGAAAAUUUCCUUGGUACAAAGGAAUGUAUUUUACAACCUUUAGAUAUAAAUGAUUACUUUUUUUUUCUUUAAUUGUGAAAAGAGGGAGGGGGUGGGAAUCACUGUACUUCACACGUAGAGGGCUUACAUUUUAGCUUGAAUGGGUUUUGAAACCCUUGUUCCUGCUUCUAAUUGAACUCAAUGGACCCUGAAGAAUUCUCACUAAUAUUGGAAGUAGAAUGAGUCACCUAAAAGAAGUGAAUGGGGAGAACUUUAAAGAGGACUGCAUUUUUCAAUACAGUCACAGUACUAAAUGAACAAAAUUCUUGAGCAGGUUUUUUUUUUUCCAAAAAAAAAAAAAAUGUUCAGGUUUCUUUCUGGAAAUGCAAGAUUUCUAUGAAAAUAGUUUUUGUAUGGAAAUUUUUGUAAUACUUUUUAUCAACAAAAUAAGAACAUGUGUUUCUGCCAGGGGUGUGAUGCCAAGCAUGAAUGGUAGUGCGUGUGCACCACCAACGUUUGGUGAAAACUAUUUUUAUCAAGUAAAAGGAAUCUUAGAAGAGACAUAUUUUCAAGUUAGAUAAUAUAAAAAAUAGGUGCACUACCAACACUGCUUACCAUGCUACAUCCCUGUUUUCCACUAGCCUGAUAACAUGCUGUCAUGAACAAUUGUAUGUAAAAGGUAAAAGACACAGACCUCUUGACCACAUUGUGAUAACAGUUGAAGUGCACUCAGUUUGCUGUUUGAAACCAAUGCACAAAAUUAAAAAAAAAAAAACAUUAAAAUUAUGUCAGUUUUAGUUGUUUUGUUUUUGCUGUGUUAUUUGAGCAACAUAUGUACAGUACUUUGUCUGAGUACUGGUACUUAGCCUCAGCUUAGGGCCCUGUUCUGUUGAUUCUUGCCAUAAAAGGUAUGGCCAGAGAGUUUUCUGGGAUUCCUGAGGAAAGACAGUACAACACAUUGUGAUAAGUUUUUGCAGGAUCUAGCCCUUAGUUGCUUCAAAGAUAAUUUAUAUGUCCUGCCUGUGACAUAUAAAGCUGCUGGAUAUAACAUUUUUAAAUAAUGCCCUACAGAUGUUGAAUCUUGCACCUCCAUCUGUUGUAAAUUUAUUUGUAUAUCAACAAAAAUAUAUAGAAUGAACUAUGAAGGAAUGAUAUGUCAGUCAAAAAUAUUGUGGAGAUUGUCUUUAUACAGAGAAUAGUUAGUUCAACUAACUUAAAACAGACUAAAAUUAUCACAGACAAUUAGUCAUUGGUGAGCAAUGAGGUCAUUUGUUUACUAGGAUUUAAUUUAAUCUUACUGUCUUUUUAGCACAAGAAUGUAAGAUAUAGCAUUCAAAUUAUAGAAAUUAAAUCAUGAAAUUUUGGGGAAAAGGGGAGGUUUGUGUCUACUAACCAGUUCUCAUAGUUCUUCAUAGAGACUGAGCUGGCCAUUUCUGUUGUGAACAGGGACUGAGAAAGCAAAUUCUCUUGCAUUCAUGACAGUUUCAUCCCCAUUUAUGUGAUAACCAGGAAGAGGUUAUCUUUGUCUGAAGUAUAAACAAGAUAAAAACAUCUUCAGCAAAGAUUCUGAAAAUGAAUAUACUUACAUAACAAAUAUUUAAGUUAAUUCUUUAAAAUACAAAGGGCGAGAAAGUAACUGUCGUACAACAGAAUGAAAAUUCCUAAUUAUGGUGGUUUGGAAUGGACAAAAAAUUAGCUAUUGCAUUUGAGUGAUGAUUUACAAUAAAAUCUGUAAAAUCGUGUAAUAAAAUGCUGUGUUAUAUUCAAACAAACCUUUCUUUUCUCCAUUAAGGGUGUUGAAAUAAGCAGGAUUCCAUUCUCACCUUGAUACACAUGACUAAUUCUCAUUAAGCUUUAUGUGAGCCAAAGUAGGUGUGAAUGCAGAAUAUGUCCCAAAUGUUUUACUGGGUCAACGUCCCCCAAGGAACAAAAAAACAAAAUCAAAAGUAAUGUGGCUUAAUUAAGAUUUCAGUGAAAUUUUCAGGCUUCUAUUAUAAAGGAAAAUAUGGAAAGCAACUGAAGAUUUGUAUUUUAGAUCAAGACUAAAAAUGCCUGGCUCCACAGAUUCAUAGUAGCAUAGUCUUUAAAAAGAAAUAAUCAUACACUAAUUCAUAAUGUUACUUUGUUGUUCGUUAGUAAUUAUUUCUCUGUGUUUCACAGAAAAAUAAGAUACUUGAGGAAAAACUGGUAACAAAAGGUUGACCCCCAAAGCAGUAGAAAUACUACCGGUAGUUUUGUACUCAAAACCAAAAACAUAACGAUUACUUUUCCUUUCACUGUUGUGA